AUGGCUCGAGGAGGCAAAAGAGGUGGUGGAUUUCGAGGCAAACGCGGGGGCGGUGGGGGUAGAGGAGGAGGUAGAGGAGGGGAUCGAGCUCCAUACGACAACCGAGUCAGCUAUGACAAAGUUCCCAAGCAUAACGCCCGUCUGGAGAAGUACUAUAACGAUGUUCUGGGACUGCCCGAGGAGGAGAGGGAGGCUUUCUGGGAUGCAUAUAAGCGUGAGCUGCCAAAUAGCUUCCGAUUUACAGGAUCCAAAGGCCAUGCGCUCGCUGUACAGAAGCUUUUCCAAGAUAGAUACAUUCCCGAAAUAUCUAGCAUCUCGCAUCACGAUGGCAACCUCGUCGAGCCCCCGAAGCCAGUCCCUUGGUAUCCAGAUGACCUUGCGUGGUGGAUGACGACUCCAAAGAAUGUCGUCCGUCGAUUCCCUCCCUUUGCAGCCUUCCAGAAAUUCUUGGUGUCCGAAACAAGUGUGGGAAAUAUUAGCAGACAAGAGGUUGUUAGUAUGAUUCCACCUUUGGUCAUGGAUCUACAACCUGGCAUGACUGUCUUGGAUAUGUGCGCAGCUCCAGGAAGCAAGGCGGCACAAUUGUUGGAAAUGGUCCACCGAGGGGAAGAGGCUCGAGUCCAUAAAUCACUACGCGAUCAUGCUCAAGAAGAUGGGCGAGAAAUAAGUCCUGGACCAGAACUUACAUUGGAUGACGCAGAGAAGUUGGAAGUCGAUUCUAGUGAUUAUGGAAGAGCUACGGGCCUUCUCAUUGCGAACGACUCGGAUUAUAAGCGCAGUCAUAUGUUGAUCCACCAGCUGAAACGAUUAUCAUCCCCGAACCUGAUUGUCACCAACCACGAUGCAACGAUGUAUCCUUCCAUCAAGUUACCACCUACCCCGGAGAACCCCGCUACUAAUCGAUACCUCAAGUUCGACCGGAUAUUGGCAGAUGUACCAUGUUCAGGAGAUGGAACAAUGAGAAAGAACGUCAAUUUAUGGAAAGACUGGCAACCAGGAAAUGCUCUUGGGCUGCACAUUACUCAAGUCCGAAUCCUGGUUAGGGCUCUUCAGAUGCUCAAGGUUGGUGGCCGUGUGGUUUAUUCAACCUGCAGUAUGAACCCUGUGGAGAACGAGGCUGUUAUUGCAUCCGCUAUUGAGAGAUGUGGUGGACUUAAAAUGGUUCAAUUGGUACCAAGCGAUGACCAACUACCCCUCUUGAAACGAACGCCUGGAUUGAAGAAAUGGAGCAUCAUGGACAAGGUUGGCGAUACAUGGUCUACGAUGGAGGAAGUCGAAGAAUAUGACAAGAAAUAUGGCUCCACAAUGGCUACCGAAAAGCUUUCCCCAGGAAUGUUUGCACCUAAGGUUGAAUCUGGGGAGGAGGAAAUACCAUUUGAGAGAUGUAUGCGGGUAUAUGGACACAUGCAAGAUACUGGUGGAUUUUUUAUUGCAAUUUUGGAGAAGAAGGCGGAGUUUAGAGCCAAGCCCGAAUCAGAACCAAAGAAGACCUCCGAUGUAAAGCCUACCAUCACCGCUAUCGUUGAUGAGAUCGAGUCAAUGCCUGCUCCUGUUGAUGGAGGAAGUGUGGCUCCUAAGAUUGAAGCAGCCGAUGCCCUCACGGGACCCUCAGAAAGCACUACAGAGCUUACACCCGUUGCACGACAAAACCAGGAGAAUCCGGCACCAGAUGCUACCGUUAGUGGCACAAAGCGCAGUGCUGAGGAUGAUGAGGAAGAGGUAGCUCAGUCCCAAAAUGUCUCAAAACCUGUAGAACAUUUCUUACUCACGAAUUUACAGUUUGAUGCCGUAUCCCGGGCGAAGAAGCUCAAAACCAAAGAAGACCUCGAGGAGCCUGCCUCAGCAGGUUUCCAAGACCGACAAGUCCACUACCCACCACCGCCAGGCGCCGAACUGGACCUCACCACCCGUCCCGGCGACCUUCGCGAUGACAAAACUCCUUUCCGCGCCAACCCCAACAAAAACCGCAACAACCAACAAUUCGAAGAACCCUUCAAAUACAUAUCCGGCACUCAUGAUGAAGUCCAAUCCAUCGAGUCAUUCUACAAACUUUCCCCUCGUUUCCCACGGGAUCGCUUCAUGGUGCGCAAUGCACAAGGCGAGCCCGCCAAGACAAUCUACUACACUUCUGCUCUCAUCCGCGACAUUAUGACCGAGAAUGAAGGCAAGGGUAUCAAAUUCAUACACGGCGGUGUGCGUAUGUUCAUGAAGCAAGAUGUCCAAGGUGAAGGAGUUUGUAAAUGGCGUAUCCAAUCAGAAGGAAUGCCCAUCCUCGAGGGCUACGUCGGCUCGGAACGCGUCGUCCGUCUUUACAAAAAAGAAACCCUGCGCAAAUUGCUCAUUGAGAUGUUCCCUAAGCUCUCAGACGGAGCAUGGAAGGACUUGGGUGAGAUCGGCGAGCGCGUUAACAAUAUCGGCAUGGGUUGCUGCGUUCUGAGAAUCGAGCCGAGUGAGGAGGCUGAUGGCUUUACUGAGCGCCAGGUCAUCCCGCUCUGGCGCAGUCUGCAUUCUCUCAACCUCAUGCUAGCGAAGGAAGAUCGUACUGCAAUGCUAUUACGGAUCUUCAACGACACUACACCGUUAGUCAACAACCAUAACCCGGGCAAGAAAGCUGACCCUGCGCCGCCGCCGGAAGUCGAAGUAGAGGCUGAUGAUGCGAUGGAUGGCGUGAUUAAGGGCGUAGGGGGAAUCGUGGGGUCAAUAGAGGGCGCUGCGCCUGUUAACACGGAUGCUGUAGAGGCGAACAUCAAACCCGGUCCUUACGAUACUAUUGCUUCUGCACCGAAGACAGGCGCGGAGUUGGAUGUUAAAGCUGAGCGGAUUGCCAAGGGUGAUGACACGGAGGGUGGCGAUAUUGAAGGGCAAGUGGGUGCUCUUCCAUAA
Molecule: messenger RNA, 2883 nt
Organism: Lachnellula hyalina
Lineage: Eukaryota; Fungi; Ascomycota; Leotiomycetes; Helotiales; Lachnaceae
Gene: NCL1
Product: Multisite-specific tRNA:(cytosine-C(5))-methyltransferase
Exons: 4
Coding region: 1-2883 (960 amino acids)
Biological process (GO): tRNA methylation
Cellular component (GO): nucleus; cytoplasm
Molecular function (GO): tRNA binding; tRNA (cytidine-N5)-methyltransferase activity
Source: RefSeq, a predicted model, not a curated record